CUAAGCAUUAGACGCUCUCGGGCAGCUGCCCGCAUCGCUGUCGGAACAGUCUUUGCGCGUCGUUUUAGUUGCGAGCAACGGCAGCAACGUAACGCUGGCAAUGCGUCGCCAUGAGCCGGCCUAGCUAUCUGCAGGAGCAGCUGCUGUACCAGCAGCAUCACCCAGCCGCUAAUAUUAAACGCCUACGUCAGCAGGCAUUGCCCAUCUACGGACGCAGUUAUUCGCUCGAGGAGCAAACCGAUGGCCAUUUUGUGCCCGUCUACUCCAAAUUCAUAUAUCCACAGCAGCAACAGCUACAUCCGCAGCAGUUGCUGCAUCGUCCACUGGGAUUAGGACUGCAGGAUUCACUCAACUCUUUGAAUAGUGACUUUACGGACUAUGACUAUGAGGGAGGUCCCUACAUUUUGGAGGAGCAGCCUCCACCAGCAGCAGCAUCCACCGAGCAUGUUGUUCGCAAUCUGAAUGCCUUGGGUCGCCUGCUGGAACUACUUCAGCGUUGGCCCCUGCCCCGUCUGUCCUUCAAUACGGCCUGCCUUUGCUCGCUCAUCAUUAUAUUUAUAGCACCUCGCAGUUGCGCCCAGAGUUUACUGUUUCCCGCUUUCAGAUUAUUCUUCGGUACCCUAUAUCCGGCCUAUGCCUCGUACAAGGCGGUGCGAACAAAGAAUGUCAAGGAAUACGUGAAAUGGAUGAUGUACUGGAUCGUGUUUGCGUUCUUCACGUGCAUUGAAACCUUUACGGACAUCUUCCUUUCGUGGUUCCCAUUCUACUAUGAGGUCAAAGUGGUAAUUGUCUUGUGGCUGCUAUCGCCAGCCACAAAGGGCAGUUCCACUUUGUAUCGCAAGUUCGUGCAUCCCAUGUUGACACGACGUGAACAGGAAAUCGACGAGUAUUUAAAUCAGGCACGGGAGAGGGGAUAUUCGGCGGUGCUGCAACUGGGCUCCAAGGGCGUCAACUAUGCCACUAAUGUAAUCAUGCAGACGGCUAUAAAGGGCGGCGGCAACUUAGUGCAGACCAUCAAGCGGAGCUACAGCCUCAGCGAUCUCAGCGAACCCGAUAUGCAUCGCACCCAGGACGAACUAGACGAGGUUAUGAUGUCCACGUCGGUAAUGAUGCGACCCCAACCAGCUCGACUGAUGCGCCAGCGACACCAGACUCCAGUUGGACGUUCUGCGAGCGGCACACGACACUCAACUGGCAUGUACUUCACCGAGGUGGACGUCUCUUCACCAUCCCCCUCGGGAUCGGCCAAGCAUGCCGGCGAUUUCAACUACAAUAUACGCAGCACGGAUGACAUCAGUUCGGGUUACUCCAGCGCUGAGCCGGUUAGUGUGCCCAUGAGCAGCGGCCUAAGUCGCACAUCAUCCAUGACAAACGCAUCCAAGGCGCGCGUGAAGUCCAAACGCAAUGAGGACAAGUCAAUGUCUGCUAGCUGCACCACAUUGCCUCGCAUCAGUAGCCGCAAGGCGGACAAAUCUCAGGCAACGACUGCAUCGGGACAGGCCAAAACACGCAGCAAGUCCGACAAGUCGGACAAGUGAAGUGUGCACCUAAAACUACCAAAUUUUACAUACAUUUAAAGAAUAUACUGAUCAUCUACUUGUAUCUAUUUGUAUUUGUUCUUGUCGAGAGAAAUCAAUCUUUGAACUCAAUUUUGCUAGGUGCUCAAAUUGGCCAAGAAAUAGCAACAAAGAUUACACACACAAUUAUAAACCUCAUGUUUUAGUUUAAAUUGCAAUUAAAGUAAUAAAUAAAUAUAUAUACAUUGAUAUUA
Messenger RNA from Drosophila sulfurigaster albostrigata, 1771 nucleotides. RefSeq names its product receptor expression-enhancing protein 4 (gene ReepA). The record is from RefSeq and is a predicted model, not a curated record. Gene Ontology annotation, biological process: endoplasmic reticulum tubular network organization. Gene Ontology annotation, cellular component: endoplasmic reticulum membrane; cytoplasmic microtubule; endoplasmic reticulum tubular network. NCBI's taxonomy places the organism in Eukaryota, Metazoa, Arthropoda, Insecta, Diptera, Drosophilidae. Gene Ontology annotation, molecular function: microtubule binding.